Budorcas taxicolor (takin) is the source of this 6709-nucleotide messenger RNA. It is a transcript of the gene VWA8, whose product is annotated as von Willebrand factor A domain containing 8. The transcript has 45 exons. NCBI's taxonomy places the organism in Eukaryota, Metazoa, Chordata, Mammalia, Artiodactyla, Bovidae. The coding region runs from base 1 to 5712 and encodes 1903 amino acids. The record is from RefSeq and is a predicted model, not a curated record. Gene Ontology annotation, cellular component: cytoplasm. Gene Ontology annotation, molecular function: ATP binding; ATP hydrolysis activity.
AUGCAGUCGCGGCUCCUGCUCCUCGGGCCGCCUGGCGGCCCUGGGGCCGCGCGGCGCGUGCGGCUGCUCCUGCGGCAGGUGGUGCGGCGCCAGCCGGGAGGCGCCGCGCCGCGCUCGGAGGCCAGGCUUCUGCACGCAGGGGCGGGGGCCGGCUCAGGUGAUACAGUUAAUAUUGGAGAUGUAUCCUACAAGUUGAAAAAUCCUAAGAACCCAGAACUUGUGCCACAAAACUACAUCUCAGACUCUCUGGCUCAAUCAGUAAUUCAACAUCUAAGAUGGAUAAUGCAGAAGGAUCUUUUGGGGCAAGACGUCUUUCUAAUAGGACCUCCUGGGCCUCUUCGACGCUCUAUUGCUAUGCAGUACCUGGAGCUGACCAAAAGGGAGGUUGAAUACAUUGCCUUGUCAAGAGACACCACUGAAACUGACCUCAAACAGCGGCGAGAGAUCCGUGCAGGCACGGCUUUUUACAUCGAUCAGUGUGCAGUUCGUGCAGCCACAGAAGGAAGAACACUCAUCCUGGAAGGCUUGGAAAAGGCGGAGAGGAAUGUUCUGCCGGUUUUGAACAACUUGCUGGAGAACAGGGAGAUGCAGCUUGAGGAUGGACGCUUCCUGAUGUCUGCCGAGCGUUACGACAAACUUCUCCAAGAUCAUACAAAAACAGAAUUGGAUGCUUGGAAGAUUGUCCGAGUUAGUGAAAAUUUCCGAGUCAUUGCCUUGGGCUUGCCAGUGCCCAGGUACUCUGGGAAUCCAUUAGAUCCCCCACUGCGGUCUCGAUUUCAAGCCAGAGAUGUUUAUUAUCUGCCCUUCAAGGACCAACUUAAACUGUUAUAUUCAGUUGGAGCCAAUGUUCCUACUGAAAAAGUGUCUCAGCUCUUAUCCUUUGCCACCACUCUCUGUUCCCAAGAAUCUUCUACCCUCGGACUUCCAGAUUUUCCUUUAGAUAGUCUACCAGCUGCAGUUCAAAUCCUGGAUUCCUUUCCUAUGAUGUCAGUCCAACACACGCUCCAGUGGCUUUACCCAUACACUGUGUUACUGGGCCAUGAAGGGAAGAUGGCUGUGGAAGGGGUUUUAAAACGCUUUGAACUUGAGGAUUCAAGAAGGUCUGUGCUUCCUGAGAAGAUUGUGAGAGUGGAAAGGACGACCGAAAACAAUGUCUUCCAAGCUUCUGUGACCAUCCGGAUUGCAGAAAAAGAGGUGACCAUCAAGGUACCAGCUGGGACUAGGCCAUUAAGUCAGCCUUGUACAUCAGACCGUUUUAUACAAACCUUGAGCCAUAAACAACUCCUGGCUGAAAUGAUGCAGUCUCACAUGGUUAAGGACAUAUGUCUAAUUGGAGGAAAAGGUUGUGGAAAAACAGUCAUCGCUAGGAACUUUGCAGAUACCUUGGGAUACAAUAUAGAACCUAUCAUGCUGUAUCAGGAUAUGACAGCGCGUGAUCUGCUACAGCAGAGGUACACGCUUCCAAAUGGAGACACUGCCUGGCGGUCCUCGCCCCUGGUAAACGCUGCUCUGGAAGGAAAGCUGGUUCUCCUGGACGGCAUUCACAGAGUCAGUGCCGGGACGCUUGCCGUGUUACAGAGGCUGAUCCAUGAUCGGGAGCUAAGCCUCUAUGACGGCUCCAGGCUGCUGAGAGAGGAUAGGUACACGCGCUUGAAGGAGGAGCUGCAAGUGUCUGAUGAGCAGCUACAGCAGAGAUCGAUUUUUCCUGUUCACCCCUCCUUCAGAAUCAUCGCCUUGGCAGAACCCCCUGUUAUUGGAAGCACAACACAGCAGUGGCUGGGGCCAGAAUUCUUAACCAUGUUCUUUUUCCAUUACAUGAAACCACUUGUCAAAAGUGAAGAAAUCCAAGUGAUUAAGGAAAUGGUCCCAGAUAUGCCUCCGGUAGCUUUGGACAAAUUGUUGUCAUUUACGCACAAACUCAGAGAGACACAGGAUCCAACAGCGCAGUCACUGGCGGCGUCCCUUUCUACCAGACAGCUGUUGAGGAUUUCUCGUCGGCUGUCACAGUACCCUAACGAGAACCUUCACAAUGCUGUCACCAAAGCCUGUCUUUCCAGGUUUUUACCAAGCCUUGCAAGGUCAGCAUUAGAAAAAAAUCUGGCAGAUGCUGCAAUAGAAAUAAGUACUGCUAAUAGUCCAGAGUCUGAUUUGGAGGAUUACAAAUGUGAAAUCUCUUCUGGAUCUCUGAGGAUUGGCGCGGUUAGUGCACCAAUCUAUAAUGCCCACGAGAAAAUGAAAGUGCCUGAUGUUUUGUUCUACAACAACAUCCAGCAUAUGAUAGUGAUGGAAGAUAUGCUCAAAGACUUUCUUCUUGGAGAACACCUAUUAUUGGUUGGAAACCAGGGUGUGGGAAAAAACAAGAUUGUUGAUAGAUUCCUUCACCUGCUCAACAGACCCCGAGAAUAUAUCCAGCUGCACAGGGACACCACAGUCCAAACACUUACUCUUCAGCCUUCUGUUAAAGAUGGACUUAUUGUAUAUGAAGACUCACCUUUGGUUAAAGCAGUAAAAUUGGGUCAUGUUCUGGUAGUAGAUGAGGCAGACAAGGCUCCAACAAAUGUCACCUGUAUUUUAAAAACUCUGGUAGAAAAUGGAGAAAUGAUUCUAGCAGAUGGACGACGCAUUGUCGCAAAUGCUGCGCUAGUCAAUGGAAGAGAAAAUGUUGUAGUGAUUCAUCCUGAUUUUAGAAUGAUUGUUCUGGCCAACAGACCUGGAUUUCCUUUCCUAGGCAAUGAUUUCUUCGGUACCUUAGGUGAUAUUUUUAGCUGCCAUGCAGUGGAUAAUCCCAAACCCUACUCGGAACUUAGGAUGCUCAGGCAGUACGGCCCAAAUGUGCCCGAGCCCAUCCUUCAGAAGCUUGUUGCUGCCUUUGGAGAGCUAAGGAAUUUAGCUGACCAGGGUAUUAUUAACUACCCUUAUUCUACCAGAGAAGUUGUCAACAUAGUCAAGCAUUUGCAGAAAUUUCCCACUGAAGGUCUCUCCAGUGUGGUUAGGAACGUGUUUGACUUUGAUUCCUACAACGACGACAUGAGGGAGAUUUUGAUUAACACUUUGCACAAAUACGGAAUACCAAUUGGAGCAAAACCAUCCAAUGUGCAGCUGGCGAAGGAGUUGCCUCUGCCGGAGCAGACCUUCAUGGGCUACUGGACAAUUGGUCAGUCAAGAAAUGGAAUGCAAAAACUGCUGUGUCCAGCAGAAACUCAUCAUAUAGACGUUAAGGGUCCAGCACUUAUACACAUACAGGAGUAUCCAAUAGAAAGACAUGAAGGAAGAUCCCAAACCUUUACUGAAGAAUGUAGCUCCUGGAGGUUACCAUUGGAUGAAAUUAACUUAAUCUGUGAUGUCGCUACAACACAUGAAAAUGAGGAAAAUACUCUCUAUGUAGUUGCAUGCAAUCCCGUGUCCUUAUACUUUAUGAAUAUGACUGGGAAAAGCGGCCACUUUGUGGACCUUUUCGACAUCUUCCCGAGAACGGCCAGUGGAAUCUGGCACCCAUUUGUGACGGUGGCACCGCUGGGAAAUCCCCUAAAGGGUCAAGUGGUUCUCCAUGAGCAGCAGAGCAAUGUCAUCCUGUUGCUGGAUCCUGCUAGCCAAGCCCUUCACCGUCUCAUCCUACCUUCAGAAGAAUUUACAAUGAAGAAAACUUCCUGGUGGAACAAGGAGGAAGCUGAAACUUACAAAAUGUGUAAAGAGUUUUCACACAAAAACUGGCUAGUGUUCUACAAAGAAAAAGGGAACACCCUGGCUGUGCUGGAUGUUCUAGAAGGGCGAACUCACACCAUCUCGCUUCCCAUCAACCUCCAGAUGGUUUUUCUUGUAGCAGAAGACAAAUGGCUUCUAGUGGAGAGUAAAACAAAUCAGAAGUAUCUUUUAACUACACCUGCACACAUAGAAUCUAAGGACAGCGGGGUUUGCCAGUUGUAUGUGUUGAGAGAGGAGCUUCCUAGCCCAGGGUUUGGAGUCAUGCAAGAAACAGACCGCAGCAUACCUCAUACAAUUUCAAGUGAUCAACUGUCAUCUGAAAAUCUGAGUUUAGCUGUGGGACAAAAGAUUGCCUCUCCAAACCGAAUUCUCUCAGAUAAGAAUAGUUAUGCUACAAUUGUUGUUGGUUUCCCAGAUCUCAUGUCACCUAGUGAAGUUUAUUCCUGGAAAAGGCCAUCAUCUUUGAGUAAAUCAAGAGUCACUGAUACAACUUUCUAUGGAGGAAAGAAGAAAAGUGGAACCGCAAAACAGAGCAAUUGUGUAACUCUUUUGGAUACUAAUCAGAUAGUCAGGAUUUUGCCCCCAGGAGAAGUCCCUCUAAAAGACAUCUACCCUAAAGAUGUUACCCCUCCACAGACAGCUGGGUAUAUAGAAGUUACUGAUCUCCAGGCCAAGAGACUUCGAUACAUCCCAAUUCCCGGGUCAGACUCUCUCUCACCGUAUACCACAUGGCUGUCUACUAUCUCGGACACAGACGCACUGCUAGCCAAGUGGGGCAGAGGUGGUGUUGUCACUGUUGAUAUGGGAGGCCGUGUCCGGCUUUGGGAAACUGGCCUUGAGCACCUGCAGCGGUCACUCAUGGAAUGGAGAAACAUGAUUGGAGAAGGUGAUAGACACAUGCAGAUAACAAUCGAAAGAGCGAGCGGUGAAGACGUGAGUUCCCCCAAACAUGGGAAGGAGGACCCAGACAACAUGCCACAUGUGGGUGGUAACACCUGGGCUGGCGGCACAGGUGGAAGAGACACCGCAGGCCUGGGCGGCAAGGGAGGUCCUUACCGGCUGGACGCAGGCCACACAGUCUACCAGGUCUCUCAGGCUGAGAAAGACGCUGUUCCUGAGGAGGUGAAGAGAGCUGCGAGAGAGAUGGGCCAGAGAGCGUUUCAACAGAGGCUAAAGGAGAUCCAAAUGAGUGAAUAUGAUGCUGCCACCUAUGAAAGGUUCUCAGGGGCUGUUCGACGACAGGUGCACUCCCUCCGAAUUAUCCUGGAUAAUUUACAGGCUAAAGGUAAAGAAAGACAGUGGCUAAGACACCAGGCUACUGGGGAGCUAGAUGAUGCCAAGAUCAUUGAUGGGCUGACUGGAGAAAAAGCCAUCUACAAACGCCGGGGUGAGCUGGAGCCACAAAUGGGCAGCCCUCAACAGAAACCCAAGCGCCUGCGCCUGGUGGUAGACGUGUCGGGCAGCAUGUACCGCUUCAACGGGGUGGAUGGCCGGCUCGAGCGCUCGAUGGAAGCUGUGUGCAUGGUCAUGGAGGCCUUCGAGAACUAUGAGGAGAAGUUUAAGUAUGACAUCGCUGGACACUCUGGAGAUGGAUACAACAUUGGUCUAGUUCCAAUUAACAAAGUCCCCAAGGACAACAAGCAAAGACUAGAAAUUCUCAAGACGAUGCAUGCCCACGCUCAGUUCUGCAUGAGUGGGGACCACACCUUAGAGGGGACAGAACAUGCCAUCAAGGAAAUCGUCAAAGAAGAAGCUGAUGAGUACUUUGUCAUCGUCUUAAGUGAUGCCAACCUGUCUCGCUAUGGAAUACACCCUGCCAAGUUUGCCCAGAUCCUGACAAGCAACCCUCAAGUAAAUGCUUUUGCCAUCUUUAUUGGAUCUUUAGGCGAUCAAGCAGCCAGGCUUCAGAGAACUCUACCAGCGGGCCGGUCUUUCGUUGCCAUGGACACCAAGGACAUCCCUCAGAUUUUACAACAGAUUUUCACCUCCACCAUGCUGUCUAGUGUUUAAGAAGUGCCCUUAUCACCCUGAUGACCCUGGGAUUUGAAAUAAGAUACAAAGAAAGAGUAUCCUGAAGAAAAGAAGAGGUCUAUCCAGUGUCUGCGUGCAAUGACCAGAUAAUUCUGCCAUUCCUGAGCCUUCCUGCACUUGCUAAGUAAUCAGAAUUCAGAGAAGCAGCCAGAGUGAGGCCCGUGCGCCACUGAUGUGUGAUCGCUAGAGGAAGCGAGUUGACCUGCAUUAUGUGAAAGGCCAGGGUUAAAGGAAGGUGGUUUGAGAAUGGUGGAGCAUGGUCUGUUUCCAAAAUCCUGAGGGAUGAAGGGGACCUUGCUGUUGCCUUAAUGCAUCAUCACUUGGUCACUUAGGAUAAAAAAAAGUGACCACGGUAAACGAAGCCUUUGAUGCCACAUUCUGACACUGGAAUGCAGCUCUAUGCAAACCCACCGAAUCCGCUCCUGUUCAGUAAUUAUUUUUAUUUUUUCCCUCCACUCUGUAUUGCCCAACAAACAAUGAUUUGAUAGUAUUCAACCCACUCAAAAGUCCUUUCAGCAGCGGUAUUCUAUAAAAGGUUGGGUUUUCUCAAUAAUUUCAUUGUCUUAGCCAAAACCAAAAGGAAUCGAAAGAUCCUUAGAGUGCUUCCUCUUCCAUGUGACUUUUAAAAGGGUUUUCAAAGAAUAAAGAACAAAUGCUGCUGGGAUCAGGAGGAUGAAGGAUGCCUUGCCUUGAGUUUCCUGUCUCUUCUCUUUCAGGGCUUCUCAGAGUUUCACAGUCCUCCAUUUUAGUGUCCAAAAUGUAGUAGCUCCAAAUGCUUUUUUUUUUUUUUUACAUAAAGUGAAAACAAGGCACUAUGUUUAAGCUUAAUGGUAACUGGAGAUUUCUUUAACUAUUUAAACAACAGCCUCGUUCCUUUUUUUAAAAAUUCAUUUCUGAUUGGAGGAUAAUUGUUUACAAUGUUAUGUUGGUUCCAGCCGUACAACAGUGUGAAGGAGCAUUAAGAAUCAUAUAUCCC